This is a messenger RNA of Biomphalaria glabrata, 1196 nucleotides long. Its product is annotated as COP9 signalosome complex subunit 7a-like. The transcript is spliced from 9 exons. Bases 147 to 941 code for a protein of 264 amino acids. Lineage: Eukaryota; Metazoa; Mollusca; Gastropoda; Planorbidae. Gene Ontology annotation, cellular component: COP9 signalosome. Gene Ontology annotation, biological process: COP9 signalosome assembly. The record is from RefSeq and is a predicted model, not a curated record.
AUACAUUUUAUUUUGACUAUUUACUCAAGAACCGUUACUCUUACCUUAUAAUCUAGAUAUCUUGAUUUAUAGUAGAUCUAGAUUAAAUACUUAAAAUAGUAAAUAUAUACUUAGAUCUAUAAUCGAGAUAGAUCUAUAAUUUUAUAAUGUCAUCUGCAGAGAAAACUGCCAACCCACUAGAACCUUUUCUGUUGCUACUAAAAGAUGCUAAACAAGCAGGCGCUGCCAGUAUUGUAACCCAGGCUAUGGGUGCACCUAAUGUCUUUGUAUUUGGGGAGAUUCUUCAUUUGCCUAAUGUUCAAGAGCUAGCAAAUGGCCCCCAUGCUGCUGUGUUCCAGUUGUUAAAUGUAUUUGCAUAUGGAACUUACAAAGAUUACAAAGCAAGUACAGCCCAGUUGCCAGACCUCACAGCAGCCCAGCUAACUAAACUCAGGCAUUUAACAGUUGUGUCCUUGGCAACGAAAACAAAAUGCAUUCCUUAUUCUGUUUUAUUGGAUGAAUUGGCAAUUGAUAAUGUGAGGAAUUUAGAGGAUCUGAUAAUUGAAGUUAUAUAUGCUGACAUCAUUCAUGGAAAGCUUGAUCAAAAGAACCAACAACUGGAAGUGGACUAUGCUAUAGGAAGGGACAUACACGACAAUGCAUUGACAGAGGUGGUCAAUGUUCUACAGCAGUGGUGUAAUGGAUGUGAAGGUGUCUUAAAAAGUAUAGAGGAACAGAUCAUCAGAGCCAAUACAUUCAAAGAGAAGCAAAAUCAACAGCAAGCAGCUUUAGAGGAUGAGGUUUUGAACAUCAAAAAGACGAUAAAGACAACCCAACAACAGGAUCUGGAUGAGGCCAUGGUCACUGAUAGCAGGAGUGAUCUUACUGCUGACAAAAGUUCAAAGAAAACAACAAAAACUAAAGGAUUGAGGGGAAGCAAUCCUGGCAAGUUAUGGAAGUAACAUGUUUAAUCCACUUUGAAUUAGUCUGAGUUUCAACCCUGAUUUGGUGUCCGUAUACAUGAAUGUUUUUGUACAUUAAAGAAAAUGGCUGCUUAGAGCCAUAUGCUAUUCCUUCUGUACAUAGACUGAGAUUUGUGGUGCUGAAUGAGAAAGUGGAGGAAUGUACAGGAAGUGUCUUGUGUUUUUCCUUCUAAUUGUGUUUAUUUUGAUCUUCAUUGACUUUAUGAAAAGAAUUAAAUUAAUUGGAAACAAAAA